AUGUGUUUCGUAACUCCCGAAUCGUAUGGACCAACUCCUCCGUUCGAAUUUGAACACGUUGAUUUGACAUUCUACCUUGAUGAGACGAACACUAAGGUGGUGUCCAAACUGACGGUGAAGCCGAAAGAGUCGAAGGAUCUGUGUUUGAACGGUGAGGAGUUGAAGCUGGAGAGCGUAGAAUUGGACGGUCAGAAGCUGGAGGCGGGUGGUAAGGACUUUGAAGAGAAGGAGGGGCUGUUGAUUGUGAAGAAGGACAGCUGGGGGGGCAAGGAAAAGUUUGUACUGCAGUUCACCAAUUUUGUUAAUCCGACGGCGAAUACUGCCCUGAUGGGUUUGUACAAGUCGGCCAACCUGUUGUGUACGCAGUGUGAAGCGGAAGGUUUCCGAAGGAUCACAUAUUUCAUCGAUAGACCGGAUGUGAUGAGCAAGUACAAGGUUACUUUGGUGGGUGAUAAGGCAAGGUAUCCCGUCAUGCUUUCGAAUGGCAACCUAAUCAAAUCUGAGGACCAGGGAUCGAAUCAUGUGUGUGUUUACGAAGACCCGUCGAAGAAGCCGUGCUACCUCUUUGCUGUAGUGGCAGGGCCGUUGGGUGUGUUGGAGGACACGUUUAAAAACCCGUCGGACGGUCCUGACCCUAAUCGGGAGAUUAAGCUGUAUUGUUACGCGGAAGAGAAGUACCUGGCGCGCUGCAAGUGGGCGUUGGAAUGCGUGAAGAAGGCGAUGUUCUGGGACUACACAGUGUGGCACCGUCCGUACGACCUGGACCGGUUCUCGAUCAUCUGUAUUGAAGAUUUCAAUGUCGGUGCUAUGGAGAACAAGUCAUUAACCACCUACAACAUCUCCUGCAUUCUCGGCUGCAAGGACACUGCCACUGACGGAAGACUGCAACGUAUCUCCGCCGUGAUUGGUCACGAGUAUUUCCACAACUGGUCUGGUAACCGAGUUACGGUUGAGUCGUGGUUCAAUGUCACGCUGAAGGAGGGCUUGACCAACUUCCGCGAACAGGAGUUCCAGCGCUGGGCAUGGAACGAAGGUGUGCAACGCAUCGAGGCCGUCCGCGCGCUACGCGCUCUUCAGUUCCCAGAAGAUGCAGGCCCUCUAUCACAUCCGGUGUGCCCACCCAAGUACAAGAGCAUCGACAAUUUCUACACCAUGACCAUUUAUGAAAAGGGUUCGGAGGUCAUCAACAUGCUCGAGCACCUUGUCGGCAAAGCCAACUUCCGCAAGGGAACUGACCACUACUUCACCAAAUACGAUGGUUGCGCCGUAAACUACCAUGAUUUUGCUUCAGCCAUCUUCGACGCCUCCGGGUGGAAGAAGGAAGACUACGACCAGUUCUUCCUUUGGUACCACCAAAAGGGAACUCCCAGACUUGUCGUGGAGGUACUGGAGGUGGAGGACAGCGCCAUCACCGUAAAGGUUACCCAGAAACUGCCCGCCCAUGCCGGCGCCGAAGGACAGGAGGCGAAGGCGUAUAUGAUGCCUUUCACCGUGGGCGUUAUUGACCGGGAGUCUAAGAAGGAGGCCGUUCCGACACAGAAGUUCAAGCUUACCGAGUUCGAGACGACCCUUAAGAUCGACGGCAGUGCGGGCGACAAGCCUCAAAAGGUGACUGGGCUGAAGAAGGGGGGCUUCGCACUCUCCGUCAAUCGCGAAUUCAGCGCUCCAGUCAUCGUAGAAGGCCUAGAAUGCCCCGAAGACCUGAGUCUGCUGCUCGGCUAUGACACGGACAGCUUCAAUCGCUGGGAUGCCGCGCAGGUGUUGUACAAGCGCGCCAUUAUGCAGAAGUUCGCCGAUAAAAACACGGCUCCUGGCGAGCUCGACUCUUACAUAAAGAACGGCAUCCAGGGUCUGCUAGCGGAGAACGAGCGAGUGGGCGGCAAGAACAACGGAUUCUUAGCAUUUUGCCUGGGGCUGCCGCUGGCGGCUGCGUUGGAGGCGACGAUGGAGCAGUCGGACCCGGUGUUGCUGAGCAAAUGCACGCACGCGCUGCGAAAGGAGAUUGCGGCUACCUUCAAGAAAGAGUUCACGGAACGCUUCAACAAGCUGUGGAACGAGGGCAAGGAUGAGGGGCACUGGGAGAUCACGGAGGAGGCGUGUAGUAAGAGGCAGUUGCGGAACGCGUGCUUAAGCUAUAUUUCGAUGAUCGAUGAACACACAAGCGACGAAGACGUUAAGGCCACCAAAGAGCGCAUAACUGCCUACGAGGCCAAGUGCCAGACCUACAAUGACCGACAGGCGGUGUACAACAUUCAAAUGGGAUGGUCCAAAAGGAUGGCGUCCGAAAAAGAUGCCGCCAUCGACAAGUUCUACAAACAUGUCGAGCACGACGAAAACCUACUCGAUGACUGGUUCGCCGGAAUCACCUGCAGUCCCGCCGAUGACACCCUCCAACGCGCUGAGAAACUUCGUCAACAUCCACGAUACGCAGAGUCCACCAAUCCCAACCGUUUCCGCGCUGUAACUCGUGCCUUCAGCAACAACCUUCGCAUCUUUCAUGAUGAGUCCGGCAAGGGUUACGAAUUCGUUGCACAAGAGGUCGCCCGUUUUGACAAAAUAAACGGAUCUGUCGCCGCAGUCUGCGCCAAGCAGCUUGUCAACUACAACAAGUACAGCCCCGAACGACAGACCCAAAUGAAGGCUCAAGUCGACUGGCUCGCCUCACAAACCCUCUCUAAAAGCACUCAGGAAAUCGUCAGCUGUCAUAAGUAA
Messenger RNA from Gregarina niphandrodes, 2712 nucleotides. RefSeq names its product aminopeptidase N. Lineage: Eukaryota; Apicomplexa; Conoidasida; Eugregarinorida; Gregarinidae. Gene Ontology annotation, biological process: proteolysis. Gene Ontology annotation, molecular function: zinc ion binding; metallopeptidase activity; aminopeptidase activity. The coding region runs from base 1 to 2712 and encodes 903 amino acids. The transcript has a single exon. Gene Ontology annotation, cellular component: cytoplasm. The record is from RefSeq and is a predicted model, not a curated record.